UUCCCCUAGUGUUAGCUAAACAUCAUCACGACCUUUGAAGGCUCCAAUCCCGGUCGAAUGAAUGAAUAAAGUCCGGACACAGGUUUUAGCAUGUCAAAUUUUGCCAUGAGUGCCCUGUGCCGUAAUUUGAUCAGGGGAGUGCUUUGUGCCCCGUCGACAUGUUUAUCUGUAACGGGAUUUCGGGAUUUUUGCAGUGGAGUCUCACGACUGAGAGCCGCCAGUGCUGUAAACUUGACCUAUGAUGUGUUUGAUGGGACGGUAGACAGCACGCCAUUGGUGUUUCUUCAUGGCUUAUUUGGGAGCAAGUCAAACUUCUACUCUAUAGCCAAGUCCCUGGUGCAGCGGACAGGCAGGAAGGUGCUGACAGUAGAUGCGCGUAACCAUGGCAAAAGCCCACACAGUCCUGUAUUGACCUACGAAACAAUGACCUACGAUCUGACGCAUCUGCUUGGACAGCUGCACAUUGGGAAGUGUGUCCUGAUUGGGCACAGCAUGGGGGGAAAGGUUGCUAUGACGACAGCUCUAUCUCAGCCUGAUUUAGUGGAAAGGUUGGUUGUUGUGGAUAUUAGUCCCUCUCAGACUUCAGCCCGCACCAAUUUCCAUGCCUACAUCCAGGCAAUGAAAGAGGUGAAGAUAGCCAGUGAUAUCCCACGUUCCACAGCACGAAGAUUGGCUGAAGACCAGCUCAGGAAGAUAGUUAAGGAGCGUUCAGUUCGGCAGUUCCUUCUCACUAACCUGGAGGAGCAAAAUGGUGACUAUGGCUGGAGGAUUAACCUGGAAGCCAUCUCAAACCACCUAGAGGACAUGAUGGCUUUUCCUGAUUUUAAAACCACCUAUGAGGGUCCAACUCUUUUCUUAGGUGGCAGUAGCUCAGCCUACAUAAGCUCGGAGGAUUACCCUGAAAUCCUGCGACUUUUUCCUAGUGCUGAUAUCCAGUACAUCCCAGAUGCCAGUCACUGGAUUCAUGCUGACAAGCCUUUGGAUUUCAUCAGCUCCAUAAUCACUUUCUUGCAAUCAUAGUCCUUGUCUCAGGUGAGGAUACGUACAGGUGCGCCCAAUGAUUAAGGUAUGGUGAAUGAAUUGUUAGGAUGCGUGGACCAAGAUGACUGUUAUUUUAGGUCAAUCUAGUCUCGUACCUUAUAAUGCACAAUAGCGCCGGUAUAUAAUUCCUGAUAGUUAGUGUAUUCAUUUUUCAAUGUGGUAUUUGCACUGUUGCGUAACAUAGUAUAUUAAUUUCAAUUUUAUUAAAGGAUGUAUAGAAACUUUUAAUCAAGGACAUUUGUUCAUAGCUGUUACAAAACAGUGGAUCUAGUGGUAUAUACUUUACCUUCAUAACUUGUAUGAUAAAUGGACUAGAUUUAGAUUUUUGUUAUAUAUUUUUUGAUUUCAAAAAUUAAAACAAUAUUUUAGCUUUAUAGCUAAAUGACAAUUGGACUAUAUUGACAUUUGUUUUGUUUUUUUAAUACUUUAAAUUAUAUAUUUUUUUGGUAAGCAUAUUGUUGACAUGGAAACCCUUUCUCUGUGCUCUGACAAACAAAUACAAAGAUGUCUAUGCAACAGCGUGUGACUUAUUUAACUGUUCUCAAGCUGAAAGCAUCUCUCACAGUCUCAGCUUUAGAUUGAAUAAGACCAUAACACUUUGACGCGCAGCCAAGAAUUGUUACUUUUUUCUGGAAACAGAAAUUUGAAAUGUCUUAAAUCAUUAAUGUUGUAGGGCAUAAGAGGUUUGUUUCUGUUGUUUCAAAAUGGUUGUGCUAUAAGUUAGGUGGGUAACACUUUAGUUUGGGGACCGAUUCUAACUAUUAACUAGUGGCUUAUUAUUUGGCAUAUUAAUAGCAUAUUGGCUAUUUAUCAGUACUUAUAAAGUAGAUAAAGUAGAUGCAUAUUCUACAUCCCUUAAUCCUACCUUAAAACUUAACUAUCAUUAUUAAUUUAUUUAAUAAGCAGUAAAUUAGGAGUUUAUUGAGGCAAAAGUCAUAGUUAAUAGUGAAUAUGUGUUCCCCAAACUAAAGUGACCAUAGGUGUUUUAUUAAAACAGUUUUGUAUGACUUUACAACAAAUGUAGAUGCCGCAAUGUAACUAAUAAGACAUCUUUCAGAGCAUCAGAAAUUACAAAACUACAAAAAUUAAGGGUUUUGCCUGAAACCCUUUUUUUAUUUGGCCCUGGGUCCUCUUUUUUCAAACCCCUUGUUCUGUAUUUAACGAAUAAUAAAUAAAUCGAUCAAAUACACAAGUGUGAGAUAAAAUACCUGUUUUGGUGCUUGUUCAGCCAUUAGAUAGCCUACUGCACAGUUAUCUUUUUGGAGCAUUUGCAGAUAUGUUAGUGUGAUUUAUUACAGACUAUGUGCCUACCUCUGCACAUUUUUCAUCUAAUCUUGAUAGGUUUAUCAUCAGUAGUUUUAUCACAGUUGGAUGGUUAUUAAAGUACCAAAGCAGGGGUUUAUGGGAUUUUUGUGUUAACAUUGUGUGUGGCACACAUUUAAGAAUAAAUAUACAUGUGGUACUGUUUUGGCAAUUUUCAGUAUAAAAGCUGCUGUUAUAAGGGGAUAUUUUUGUUCAUUGUGAAAGUGUCGAUGUUUGUAAACGAUUUUGUAUAUCCAUAUACAGCCCAUUCUCACUCCCAAGGCGUCACCUAACUGACGCCUUGGGAAGCAUUUGGACAUGCUUCAAUAUC
This is a messenger RNA of Pimephales promelas (fathead minnow), 2674 nucleotides long. It is a transcript of the gene abhd11, whose product is annotated as abhydrolase domain containing 11. Lineage: Eukaryota; Metazoa; Chordata; Actinopteri; Cypriniformes; Leuciscidae. Gene Ontology annotation, molecular function: carboxylic ester hydrolase activity. Gene Ontology annotation, cellular component: mitochondrion. The record is from RefSeq and is a predicted model, not a curated record. Gene Ontology annotation, biological process: lipid metabolic process.